Prorocentrum cordatum is the source of this 483-nucleotide messenger RNA. NCBI's taxonomy places the organism in Eukaryota, Dinophyceae, Prorocentrales, Prorocentraceae. The record is from the annotation of a GenBank genome assembly.
CGAUUAGUGUGGGGGAAAUGCAUGUCGUUGCGGCCUCCCUCCCAUCCCAUCUACGUUGUUACAUGUCGCGUGCUGCGCACGCGGAGGCGGAAGUUCAGCGGCGAGGCCAAAUCGACAGCGUCUCGAGCCGCGUGUUCGAUCUGGAGCGCAAGCUCGCAGUGGCGGAGGAGGAGCGCCGGGAUGCCAUCGACAAGGCCAACGCCACGUUCUUGAAGCAGCACAACGAGGCCGCGCAGGACCGCCAGAACUUCGCUGCGGCGAUCCUGCAGGUCAACAGGAAUUUCGAGCAGGUCUCCUCCGAGAUGACGCGGCACGAGUCCCUGGCGAGAGACAUGCAGAAGGACAUGGCGGAGGCCUCCAGCGAGCUUCAGCGGCACGACCGGCUGUUUGCGGCGCUCCAGCAGGGCUUCCUCGUGGCCGAGCAGACGCUGCAGGCGCGGUCGGGUGGAGUGCCGACGCAGCGGACCGCAGUUCAGAGGAGGA